Messenger RNA from Portunus trituberculatus (swimming crab), 570 nucleotides. RefSeq lists its product as uncharacterized. Bases 1 to 453 code for a protein of 150 amino acids. NCBI's taxonomy places the organism in Eukaryota, Metazoa, Arthropoda, Malacostraca, Decapoda, Portunidae. The transcript has 3 exons. The record is from RefSeq and is a predicted model, not a curated record.
AUGGGAGGCGGCGGAGGGGCGAGCGGGGGUGGCAGCGGAGGGCGGGGUGGGGAAGAGGUGGGGGCCGCACUACUGGAGGCAUACUCGGCCCUCACCUGCUGCCUCCUCCCAGACCAUGUUAUUGCCCAUCUCGUGCUGCCGCCGCUACUGCAGCUUCAGAAAUGGCUGGGUGGAGCUUCCUUUGACUACAUGGAGACUCUGACAGAUUUGGUAAAGGAAUACUCGCUAAGGACCCAGACAGCUGCCACCAACCCCCCAGAGAGACGUAAGCCCUCCCUCUCGCUAAGUGGAGGUCUCCCCCCCCCAAACGUGGAGGAGGUUAGAACGAAGAUGAGUAAGAUGUUCUCCACCUCCUCCUCCACCUCUUCCACCUCCUCCUCCUCCUCCUCCUCCCUCCAAGCCAGAGCACAAGCUAUCAAUGCCUCUCUUCCCGGGUUUCUGAAGAAGAAGUGAGGAGGAGGAGGAGGAGGAGGAGGAAGAAGAAGAAGAGGAGGAGGAGGAGGAGGGAUUACAAGUGCCUGAAGGAAGAAGAGGAGGAGGAUAAGAAGAAAGAAGAAGAAGAAGAAGAAG